GUUCGUUUCGCGAAAAUGUGCCUCUAGUUAUGAUUAUUGACAUUUCGUGAAAUGGAAGGAUCUACCUAUCUAAAAGAUUUUCUUAAGUCUAUUGUCGCUGCUACUAUCAAAUCAUCGAUCAAAGCUUAUAUCUCAACGUAGCCUCAAGGUUAUUAUUGUUUUCAGCUACAUGAACAUGCAAAUAUGCUACUUUAUAUGAUUUGAAUCCGCAUUGGAUAAGUUCAUAAAUCAUAAUGAACAGAAGACCUGGUACAAAUCAGUCUCCUUCGCCCAUCCAAGAACAUGCGGAAUGGCCCACAGCUAUGUUUGAGCAGUUACCUGAAUUUUGUGGUGUUUUUUAUUUGCCUCAGAAGAACCUUGGCUUCCUCUGUCUACCGUGUCUCCAAGCCCGCAUCCUACAAUCGGCCUACAACACUUGAGUGCUGGCAGACCCAGAGCAUUACACAAAACUCAUCCUACGGACAUUCCCGAAACACUUGUAAUGAAACAGAAUAUAACUCAGUGUUUGAAAGUGCUGUCGCUAAUAAGUGGGGGGAAGACAGCAGCAGAUAGAAGGCACAAUAAGAGUGGCAGAUGCGUAUAUAAGGGAGACAACUACGAUCAUGGUGAGCCAAUUGAAAACUUGCA
Messenger RNA from Colletotrichum navitas, 627 nucleotides. RefSeq lists its product as uncharacterized. NCBI's taxonomy places the organism in Eukaryota, Fungi, Ascomycota, Sordariomycetes, Glomerellales, Glomerellaceae. The transcript has a single exon. The record is from RefSeq and is a predicted model, not a curated record. Bases 283 to 552 code for a protein of 89 amino acids.